Aspergillus nomiae NRRL 13137 is the source of this 204-nucleotide messenger RNA. RefSeq lists its product as uncharacterized. The record is from RefSeq and is a predicted model, not a curated record. The coding region runs from base 1 to 204 and encodes 67 amino acids. NCBI's taxonomy places the organism in Eukaryota, Fungi, Ascomycota, Eurotiomycetes, Eurotiales, Aspergillaceae. The transcript has 2 exons. Gene Ontology annotation, molecular function: transmembrane transporter activity. Gene Ontology annotation, biological process: transmembrane transport.
AUGGAUGCCCUCAUUAUCGGACGUGCUCUGGGGGGCCUUGGAGGCGGAGGGAUGUACUUGGGAGUGAUGAUGAUGCUGUCUCUAUUCACGACACCUGUGGAACUACCAAAAUACAUCGGGAUCAUCGGGGUGGUAUUCGGUUUUGGUACCGUCCUACGACCUGUAAUUGGAGGAGCUUUUGCCUCCAAUGCCUCCGCGACGUGA